AUGGCGAAGCAAACCCUGAGAUAUGCCAUGGUCGGUGGUGGCCAGGGUUCAUGGAUCGGUGAGGCACACCGAAAGGCUCUGGCUUUGGACAACACUGCCAGGCUCGUCGCCGGCUGCUUCUCUUCCAGCCGAGAGCGGUCGCAGGCAUUUGGCGACGCUUUGGCUUUGCCAGACUUGCGCGUUUACGGCUCGCCCGCGGAGCUCGCGGAGAAAGAGGCGGCUCUUCCAGCAGACGAGAGGCCGCACUUCGUCGUCAUCUGUACACCCAACCGGCAUCACUUAGAGCAGAUUGAACUGCUGGCUGCCAAGGGUUUCCCGAUUGUCUGUGACAAGCCGCUCUGUGAGACUCUGGCCGAAGGAAAGCAGGCCCUGGCAGCCCUGGGCGGCGGCCUCUUGGCCCUGACUCACUGCUACGCAGGAUACCCCAUGAUCAAAGAGGCUCGGUCUCUGGUCAAGAAAGGUCGCUUGGGCACGCUUCGCAAGGUGGUUGUAGAGUAUCCACAAGGCUGGCUUGUGCCAGAAGAGGCUAAGGAUGGCAAGCCGGCGAUGAGUGCCUCCACCGGUGUCUCUAGCAUGGUCGACGUGGGCACACAUGCGGAGCAUUUGGCUCGAUAUGUCACUGGCCUCGAGACCAAGGAGGUCUUUGCAGACGUAUCUAGUUUUGUCACUGGCGGCCCCCGUGCGCCAGACGACUUCAAUGUGCUGAUCCGCUAUGAGGGAGGUCAGCGGGGAGUGCUGAUUGCGUCGCAGUCGUCAUCGGGGGAGCAGAACUGCUUGCGCCUGAGGGUGUAUGGCUCGGAGGGAUCUCUCGACUGGAUGCAGGAGGAUCCGAACAUCCUUACGAUGCGCCUGCGUGACCAGCCGGUGCAGACGCUCCACCGUGGACAACCCUACCUCAGCCCCGAGGCACGUUCCUGUUCCCGCCUUCCACCGGGCCACCCGGAGGGUUAUUUGGAAGCCUUUGCCAACAUCUACCGCAGCUUCGCUGCUGCAGUGCAGGCACGGGACACUGGCGCGGAGGUUCCAGAAGUCGACUUCCCCACGGCAGCAGAUGGCAUUGCCAGUUUGGCCUUUGUAGAGGCAGUUUCCAAGCACGACCCGUUCACCAACGCUGGUAUUUGCAUCGAGGCUGACGUGUCUUAUCAGGUGGACAUGCAGGCUGAAGGAAAGGAGGAUUACGCCGUGAGCAUCACUUGCACCCGGCAUGCGGUAUCAAUAAUAUCUUGCGGGGCGACACGCAGAGAGCGACACCCCAACUCGUCCACCAUCGUGAUGGAGCCUGUGGGUGGUUUGUACCGAAAGGUAGUCAUCGGCAAGGAGCAGAGCCACCGGACCAGCUUCAUGACCGGGCACUUGCUGUGGCAGGAUCGAUUGCGCGUUGAGCAGCAGCAGCGGGACAAACAGCUUAGCAGCUGGCACAAGAAGCUGGGGCUCCAUCCGCCAGGGCUGGCGAACCCGGAAGAAGGCAGUCAGCUUUUCGAGACCAGGAUGGCGAGAGAUCGGCUUCUUUGGCAGGACUCGCAAGGUCCUGGCAGUCGGAAUCCUGACCUCGAGACUUUGGCUGGUCGUCGUGAAGCUGAGCGACAAGUUAGUGAGCCACUCCUCGAAGAAGGCUUCCGUCCUUGUCCUGGUAGUGUCAAGCAACAAGCGACCACUGGCAGCCAUGGUACGGCGGCGGCGGCGGCGGCGAUGAGCCCGUAUAGGACGAUUGUCGGCAUUGUGGCGCUUGCCAUCCUUCUGCAAGGUGUGCCUCUAGCGCUGCUCUCUCGACUUGCGGGCCCGGCACCGACAUCUUGUGAGGCCAUCGUGGUCCUCGGAUAUGCCAUUGACUGGAGCACUGGGCGUGUCCCCGAGGGUGGCUUGCUCUCGCAGCGCUUGGCGCUGGCGCUCACCGCCCUUGAUGAAGCUCGCAUGCCGCAUGCCGUUAGACCGUUAGACUGGAUCGAGAGCAAACGAGUUCGCAUGGACACCUGCUUAUGUACAUGA
Messenger RNA from Symbiodinium necroappetens, 1986 nucleotides. The record is from the annotation of a GenBank genome assembly. Lineage: Eukaryota; Dinophyceae; Suessiales; Symbiodiniaceae.